UUAACAAGAAAGGAGAAGAAAACCGAGAAAAAGAAAGAAGAAGAGGCAGCAGAGCAGCCUGCGUUCUUUCUUCGAUUUCCAGUUCGUUCACCGUUGGAUCGGGCUGAGAUUUUGACAGCAGCUUCUAGACACAUUCCUCUUCAUUCUGGACGGUUGGAUCGAAGAUUGGUGGUGUGGAAGCUGGCCGUUUUGACAGAAAACGGGGCUGUCAGUUUUGUGAGUUUUUCUCAAAUAAUUCUCCUUUAAUCUUGUUGUAAUCCGAGAAUAAGUAGUUCUUGAUGAUAUAUAUGUUGUAUCCCUUAGUUGAAUCUGAGGAAGAACAGUUGUGAACCCAUUAUUUGUGAUAGUGGAAGUUUUUAGGUGGACUCCGGUCCCGUGGUUUUUCCCGCAUCGGGUUUUCCACGUAAAAAUCUUGGUGUUAAUUUGUGUGAUUAUUUGCAUUAUAUUUGAUCAUUGUUUGAAUCUGUUUUUUACUGCACAAAGAGGGAAAAAGGAUUGGGACUUGUGAAUUGUGAAUGUAUUCCGCUUAAUUGAUCCGGUUAGUUGUCCCGAGUUUUCCCAACACCUUGGAAGGAUGGGUGGCUCUUGGUUGCUUGGAGGAAGAGAGGAUCGCUCUGUUGCACCUCAAAGAUUCUCUUAACUAUCCCAACGGCACCUCCCUACCUACCUGGAGAAAAGAAGACACCCGCUGCUGUGAAUGGGAAAGUAUUGUCUGCAACAGCAGUACAGGCCGAGUCACCGGACUCUAUCUUUGGAGCGUAAGGAAUCAGGAACUGGGAGAUUGGUACUUAAAUGUCUCCUUGUUCCUUCCUUUUCAACAACUCAACAGUCUCAUCUUGAUGGAUAAUCGUAUAGCUGGUUGGGUUGAGAAGAAAGGUGGUUAUGGGUUACAUAAAUUGAACAAUUUGAAGAUCCUUGCCUUGGAAGAUAAUAGCUUCAAUAACAGUAUUCUAUCAUGCGUGGAGGGGCUUCCGUCUCUUAAAACACUAUAUUUAGAUUAUAAUAGACUGGAGGGGUUAAUAGAUUUGAAAGAAUCCUUGAGCAGCUUGAAGCACUUGGGUUUGGGCGGCAACAAUAUUAGCAAAUUGAUAGCCUCAAGAGGUCCAAGUAGCUUGAAUACUCUAUAUCUAGGAAAUAUCACAACCUAUGGAAAUAUGUCCCAGUUACUGCAAUCAUUAGGAGCAUUCUCAAACCUCAUGACACUUUUUCUACACCAUAAUGAUUUUAGAGGAAGAAAAUUAGGUGAUGAGUUACGAAAUUUAAGCUCAUUGGAAAGUUUGUAUUUGGACCACUGUUCUUUAGAUGAACACUCCCUUCAAAGCCUUGGAGCACUGCGUUCUCUAAAAAAUCUAUCAUUGUCUGCUCUCAACAGCAAUGUACCUUCUGGAGAUUUCUUGAUUGUGGCAGGCUUCCUUCAUCUCAGGAACUUGGAAUUCUUAAAUUUAAGUUACAAUACUCUCAAUAAUAACAGCAUCUUACAAACCAUCGGCUUAUGUGACUUAAAUAAUCUUCAAGAGCUACAUAUGUAUGACAAUAAUCUCAGUGGUUUCUUGCCUCCGUGUCUGGCGAAUUUGACUUCCCUUCAACGUCUAGAUCUCUCUUCCAAUCACUUGAAGAUCCCUGCAUCAUUGAGCCCAUUAUACAACCUUUCAAAACUCAAGUAUUUUGAUGGAUCAGGUAAUGAAAUAUUCACAAAAGAAGAUGAUCAUAAUCUGAGUCCAAAGUUCCAGUUAGAGUCCCUCUAUUUGAACAGUCGUGGACAAGGUUUGAGAGCAUUUCCCAAGUUCCUUUACCACCAAGUGAACCUACAAUAUAUGGAUCUUACAAACAUCCAUAUAAAGGGAGAGUUUCCAAAUUGGUUGAUUGAGAACAACACAUACCUACAAGAACUUCAUUUAGAAAAUUGUUCUCUUUCGGGUCCAUUCUUGUUGCCAGAGAAUUCUCAUGUGAAUUUGUCAUUGCUAAGUAUAUCCAUGAAUCACUUCCAAGGCCAAAUCCCUUCAGAAAUCGGAGCUUGUUUGCCAGGGUUAGAAUUUUUAUUGAUGUCUGAUGAUGGUUUCAAUGGAAGCAUUCCUUUCUCAUUGGGUAACAUUAGCUCACUGCAAGCGUUCGACCUGUCAAACAACAGUUUGCAAGGGCAGAUCCCUGGAUGGAUAGGGAAUAUGUCUUCUCUUGAAUUCUUGGACUUAUCAGGGAACAAUUUCUCUGGUCGUUUACCACUUAGAUUCGACACUUCUUCAAAUUUGAGAUAUGUUCAUUUGUCUAGAAAUAUGUUGCAAGGACCGAUCGCAAUGACAUUUUAUAACUCAGUUGAGAUAUUCGCAUUAGAUCUUUCCCAUAAUAAUUUAACUGGUACAAUUCCAGAAUGGAUUGGCGGGCUAUCUAACUUGAGAUUUUUACUCUUGAGUUAUAAUAAUCUUGAAGGUGAAAUCCCAAUUCAAUUAUCCAAGUUGGACCAAUUAACUUUGAUUGAUCUUUCUCACAAUCACCUUUCUGGUAACAUCCUCUCUUGGAUGAUAUCUACUCAUCCUUUCCCACGACAAUAUAAUUCCUAUGAUUAUGUGUCCUCAUCACAACAAUCUUUGGAGUUUACAACGAAGAAUGUAUCCCUUUAUUAUAUAGGCAAUAUUAUCUGGUACUUCACGGGAAUUGAUUUCUCAUGCAACAAUUUCACAGGAGAGAUUCCUCAUGAGAUUGGAAACCUCACCAUCAAGGCAUUGAACCUUUCGCACAACAGUUUGACUGGACCAAUUCCACCAACAUUUUCAAACUUAAAGGAAAUAGAGAGCUUGGAUCUUUCGUACAACAAACUAGAUGGAGAAAUCCCACCUCGACUUACUGAACUAUUUUCUUUAGAAGUUUUUAGUGUGGCACACAAUAAUUUGUCCGGUAAGACUCCUGCGAGAGUUGCACAGUUUGCCACAUUUGAGGAGAGCUGCUACAAGGAUAACCCUUUUCUUUGUGGAGAACCGCUACCCAAAAUAUGUGGUGCGGCUAUGCCACCAUCACCAUCGCCAACUUCAACGAACAAUGAAGAUAAUGGUGGCUUCAUGGAUAUGGAGGUUUUCUAUGUGACCUUUUGGGUUGCAUACAUCAUGGUGCUGCUGGUGAUAGGUGCAGUUCUAUACAUAAAUCCAUAUUGGCGACGAGCUUGGUUUCACUUUAUUGAGGUGAGCAUCAACAAUUGCUAUUAUUUUCUAGUGGACAAUCUUCCCAUUUUAUCCAAUUUGGGUUUUCAUAGCCAUGAUGGUACCAAGACUUGGUGCAUCGUUGUGUAUUCUAGUUUUAAGAUUUAAACAAGUUUAAAGACAUGCUCGAGCGAUGUUGUAUUAAUUUAUACAGUUCCAUUCGGUUUUGAGGGUUUUUAUACAGUAGGGGCUUUUUAA
Molecule: messenger RNA, 3386 nt
Organism: Populus nigra (black poplar)
Lineage: Eukaryota; Viridiplantae; Streptophyta; Magnoliopsida; Malpighiales; Salicaceae
Product: cuscuta receptor 1-like
Exons: 7
Coding region: 840-3296 (818 amino acids)
Molecular function (GO): protein binding
Source: RefSeq, a predicted model, not a curated record